AUGGGCAACAAACUUGGCUGUUCGUGUGCUCCUCUUAUACGAAAAGGAUACAGAUAUGAAGAUUCCCCUUGGCAAACCUCCAGACGGAGGGAUGGUCAUUUAUUAAGACUGUGGGCUGAAGUUUUUCAUGUGUCAGCAAGUGGCGCGGGAACUGUAAAAUGGCAGCAGGUUUCCGAAGAUUUAGUGCCAGUAAAUAUCGCGUGUGUGCAAGACGCGCCAGAAGCUGUGUUUCACAUUACGGCUUACAAUUCACAAGUUGAUAAAAUUUUGGAUGUUAGACUUGUGCAACCUGGAACACGAAUAGGACAGGCGAGCGAAUGUUUUGCAUAUUGGCGUGACCCCGUGACUGAUGACACUUGGGGGCUGAACUUCACGUCGCCGCUGGAUGCUAAACAAUUCCGCGAGUGCUGCUGCGACGUGUCCUUGCAGUCGCCGCAGUUCAAGUUCGCUCGGAAAGCGUCCUCCUCGUAUUCGCUGAGGGACACGCCGACAGGACAAUCGCGCUCCAGGAGGCAGGGAACUUCAUCCUCCAGGGCCAACGGCAAUCGAGCCACGGGCGGACGGCGAGCGAGGUCCACGCCGGCUUCGCCUAACAACUCCACCAGGCGAGAACCACAAUGCACUUGCAUGAGCGUCGAGCAGUAUAAUAAACUUCGUUUACAACAACAUUAUAGAGGAUCAUCUACUUUGCCGAGGGCACAAACCAGAGCGACUGAGACAGAUAACAAAAUUAAUAUUGCAACGUCAAGCACUUCUUUAUACGAUAAUGUUGCCCAAACAGUUAAUCAAAAUAUAAAUCAAGAAGAAUUGAAUAAAUCAGAAGCAACGACUCAGAUAGGAAAAUCAUUUAUUGUCAAUAAGCCUCAAACCACGGUCAGUAAACUUACGAAUACUGUUAAUACCGCAACUAACUCUAUGAAUACAUCAAGUAUUGCGAACAACGCCACGAAUAUAAGUAAAACGAAUCAUAUCGCAAGUAAUACAAUUAGCAACGGAGUAGAAAAUGAAAGCAUCACCGAUUCUAAGAAGAUUUUGAGAGCUAAGAGUUUUGAAUAUCAGGACUGUGAGAUGAGCGAUUCCCAGACAUCAACCCAGAAGUUUUCCAAAUCAAGUAAUACACCACGUAGUAAAUCCAAAUCUACAGAAGACAUGAACGCCGGCCGUUCUAUUGAUUCAUCAACAUUGAAGCGAAUGCUUAAGCCGGUUCCAAGCGAUAGAAGUGAUUCUAUAAUGAGAGGUGAAAGCCCGAUGACUCAACCACACUGCUAUAGCAUGAUGAGGACAAAUUCAACUCAAAGUUCCAGGUCGUCGCAUGACGGGCGCAGUUUAUAUCUGGACAUAGAGAACGAACGAGAUAACGGAAUGUCGUACCGCGGACGGAUGGACCGCGACUCAGGCGCAUACUACACACAUGAAAGCGACCGCGACCGCGACCGCGAGCGGGAACGGGACCGGGACAACGCGCGGGACUCGUGCGACGAUGCUCUGCUGUUUGAUGCGAGGUGCUACGCCACGACGCCCACUUCCAGCAACAACAAUUCCGAUCAGGACAACUACUGCUGCGAGAACAAUGUUGCAGCUGUCAAUCCUGCUCGGAGAUAUCACACGCAUGCAUUGUCAACCCCAAGUUCUCGUGCAAGCUCACCGACCUCUCGUCUGUUACUGGAAUACGAGCUCCAUUUACGCAACACAUUGGCACGAGGCUUGGAUGCGGAAAGUUGCAGCCUCCACACAUUUGAAGCUCUCCUUCGCCGAAGUCAGGAGGAACUAGAAUUUGCAGAAAGUUUGCCGGGAUCUAAUCAAAGAAGUCCAUUUGCUUCCAGAAGACGUCUUCCACCUAAUAACAAGAGCUCAACUUUACCAUUACCGAUGGCAACAGGUUCUACAAACCGAUUCGAGCGGUCUUCAAGUCUGCCACGGGACAGGGAUGGUUAUUACAGCGAUCGAAACGAACUAAUACGAGAAAGAGAAAGGGAUCGAGAACGGGGUUACCUUAGUGAUCACAAUACGAGUCAGAAAUAUGCAAGAUGUUCCCAAUGCGAACCUGGACCUGGUAUGCCUCAGCCUAGAUCACGAUCUCAGUCGCAAACUAGAACGUUGUCACGGGGAUAUAGUGGCGAUAAACGACAAAGCCCUUGGGAUUCGCUUCCUUCACUACGACAUGAGGACGCAAGUCUGCAUGAUAGUGGUUAUGCGAGAUCCUACAGGGGCGACAGUUUUGAACAGAGGUCGCAGGUAUCGGACGGUGCUAUCUCGGAUUCGAGGCAUUCGAUAACUCAGCAGCUUUCUGUGGAAUCGGCCGACUCUAGGUUGUGUUAUUUGACAAGCAGCGAGAUCUCUGAUGAUGAAAGGAUGAGCUUAACGACAGCUAUUUCCGAUGAAGAACAAAACAAUUGUACAAGUAAUUGCACAAAUAAUUGUACAAGCAAUUGCUCGAAUAAAAAUGAACGCACGGGCGCGAGGGAUGCGGAACAGGGCUCAUUUAAUUGCACGGGCGCCGUACGAAAAGCUGGAUAUCUAUCGGUGAAAAAGUGGUUGCUACGUAAACGCCAUCAAAUAGAAUUAGCGAGGAAAAGAGGUUGGAAAAUGUAUUGGGUUUGCCUAAAAGGCACUACCUUACUUUUCUACCCUUGCAAGGAUGAAGGCGAUGGAGCACCCGUCAAGCAUUUAAUCAUCGUGGAUGGCGCAAUCACUCAACCAAUUCCUGAACAUCCCCGGCGAGAAUUUGCAUUUUGCUUGAGUACUGCGUUCGGCGAUGCUUAUUUGUUCCAAGCACCUUGUCAGGUUGAAUUAGAACAAUGGACCCGCGCGGUCCAUUCUGCUUGCGCAGCAGCAUUUGCGCGCCACAGAGGUAAGACUGGAACGCUUCAUCUUGUGCAGGAAGAAAUAUUCCGGUUGGAUAGAUGUAUCGCCGAGGAAAAUAAAUUACUAAUCCAGCAGCAAAUUCAUUCGCAUCAUCCACAUCAUCGUCUGGCAUCCCGCGCUGAAGAUUUGGAAAGAUUACAUUGCGAACAGUAUCGGCUUAGAUGUUAUAUGGCUAGUUUGCAAUGUGGUGAAUUGCCUAAUCCUAAAUCGUUAUUGGCGCAUGUUUCGCGUCAAACAAAGCGAACGCUUUCUGAACUAGGAGUAUUCACUGUGUCUUCACUGCAUGCCUUGAUCUGCGCAAGAUCACCUUCCUUAUUAUCUAAUUUGUUGGCUGGAAGAGGUGCUAGUAAGCGGCGUUUAUUGACUCCUAGUGUUUCUUUACCGCCGCGUCAACUUGGAUCUAUGUCUCGAACUGGUGAUCGUUCUGGAAGUUUGUCAGGAGCCAAAAAGGAGAAUGCUCGAGUGAUCAAGGUCUCCCUUCCCGAAAAUCGAACAGCUUCGGUAGUGUUGAAUGAUGGCGCAAGCGUGGAACAGUUCUUGCUUUCCUGCUGCCUCAGCAGAGACCGUGCAGAGCAUUUUGUACGCGUCAAGAAGCGGCGGGACAUGGAAGAUUCCAACUAUUUUGUUCCCCAUCGAAACGAUUUGAUAGAAACAUACCUUCAAACUCAUGAAAUAAUUGAGAUCUGCGCCAAAGUUCGGUACACAUGCGAGCUCGUUAGAAAGUCGUUGGAUCACAUGUGGGGUUUCAGUGUAGAAGCGGAGCUUGUAGAGAACUGCAAUAGACAAGAUGAAUUAUGCUGUCACGUGAGUCGUGUGGAAGAUGGAAGUGUAGCUAUGAGAAACGGAAUUAUCAAAGGCGACGAAAUUUUAGUCAUCAAUGGAGCUGUAGUUUCAGAUUUAGAUAUGAUGUAUUUAGAAAGUGUGUUACAAGAAGAACUCAGUCUCGUUAUGAACAUGAGACCUUACAACCAGACUUCUGUUAAUGAUAAUCCUCCCAUGCCAAUUGGAAUUUUGGGCGACAAUGUAACGAUUACUGAUGAUGUGAUCGAUUCCUUGGUCUGCCCGCCUCCUCCUCUUGAUCCUCCUACGAUAGACGAUCGUACGAUCAGCGAUCUCAUAGUGCCUAAACCCCAAGAUUGGGGUAAAACUAUCUUGUAUCAAAUAUUAUUUCUUGGUCUAGAUGCAACAUCAAGUGAUAGCAGAACCGCGACGCGCCCAACUUCUAGAACAAACUCCUUUGAAAUAGAAAAUUUAUUGAAGACGGCUGAGCAAGUUACUGGAUUUUGCCGUUCUCCGCAAGAAAUACGUAAAUCUACUCAAAGUCCUACUGGAUCAGUAAGUUCCAACACUCACACGCCUAGCAGACAAUUCAGUGAUGCCGACAAAAUGAGAAAAAUUAUUUUAGAACUUGUAGAAACCGAAAGAGCCUAUGUAAAGGACCUGAAUAUAUUGCUGGAAGAAUACCUAGAACCAUUGAAAGAACAAAGCUUUUUAUCGAGCCAAGAAGUGGCAGCAUUAUGGAAUAUUAGAGAAAUUGUACAGUUCCAAUGCAACUUUGCACGUAAUUUAGAUGAGGCCUUAGAAUUAGAAAGAAACUUUAGUGAACUAUCUGAAUGCUCCAAAUUUAAGAAUAUAUUAUUCUCAAUUGGAAGUGCAUUCUUGUAUUACGUGGGUCAUUUCAAACUAUACAGUUCAUUUUGUGCAAGUCACUCAAAAGCGCAAAAAGUUUUACAUCCAAAUGAAGGAAAUCAACAACUACAACAAUUUUUACAAUCUAAAAACCCUAGUAAAGAACAUUCUUUCACAUUAGAAUCAUAUCUUAUUAAGCCUAUACAACGUAUACUGAAAUAUCCUUUGUUGCUGCAACAAUUGAAAAAUCUAACUCGAGAAGACAGCGAGGAAAGACAACAUCUCAUGGAGGCUCUCAAAGGUAUGGAGAAAGUAGCCGAACACAUAAACGAAAUGCAACGCAUUCACGAAGAAUAUGGUGCAAUUUUCGAACAUUUGUUCAGGCAACAUCAAAAGGCGUGCCGAUUGCGAGUUGAUUUAAGUCCAGGAGAUCUUUUAUACUAUGGCGGUGUAGAAUGGUUGAACAUUUCCGAUUUCCUAGGAAAAAUUAAGAAAGGAUUGGAGUUGCACGCAAUGUGUUUUGUAUUUAAAUCAGCAGUAGUUUUCUUAUGCAAAGAAAGAGUCAGACAUCGCAAAAAACUUAUGGGUGUUGCAAGCAAAAAUACAAGUGAAGUAGAAAUUAUUCGCUAUCAAGUUCUCAUCCCAGUCACUGAAGUACAGGUGAGAACAUCAACGAAUCGAGAUAUGGAUUCACAUUUUCUAUGGGAACUAAUUCAUUUAAGAUCACAAGUGCAGAGGCGUACUGAAAAGGUCUAUGUAUUGAGUAAUAGUACUUCAGAUUUCCGGAAUGCGUUCUUAAAAACAAUACGACAAAUUAUUCGCGAAAGCGUUAGAAAUAUGUCUCUACCAGCAAAUUAUAUGGCUUCUGGAUCUACAAAACUUCCCUCAAGUGCAGUUAUGGCAAAAGAUGCUGGAACAAGAACUCUAGAAAGGAUUCCACGCGAUAGAACGCAGGUACAAAAUCAAUCGGCUACGUUGAAAACUCGUCGUAGUAAAAGCUCUACUAGACAGCAGCAACAUCAGAUGAAUAACAAUAAUGAGGAAUCGAGCACUCAUGAUAGUAAUGAUAAUGUAGAUAUGAAAUUCCGAUCAAGAAUCAAAACCACAGGUGAUAUUACAGAAAAUAAUCAGGAUCAAGAAAGUGAUGAGGUUUCUAAACAAAAAGUCAAAAUUCUAGGAAAGACUCCCAAUCAUUUAACAUUAAGUUCAACAUCAACCCUUUCUUGCGGCGACACGAGGGCACGCCUGGUUCACUCAUCAAAGAAAACGGAUAAAUUGACUCUCGGAGGAACAGAUCGCGUCGAUGGAGAUCAGGGCACGUCUUAUAAGGAUUUGGGUUCACCGAUUUGGAAACCACGUGAUCCACUAGGACCGUAAAUAAAUUAUUAAUUAUAGAUAAGCAC
Ctenocephalides felis (cat flea) is the source of this 5897-nucleotide messenger RNA. RefSeq names its product protein still life, isoform SIF type 1 (gene sif). Gene Ontology annotation, cellular component: synapse; membrane. NCBI's taxonomy places the organism in Eukaryota, Metazoa, Arthropoda, Insecta, Siphonaptera, Pulicidae. Gene Ontology annotation, molecular function: protein binding; guanyl-nucleotide exchange factor activity. The record is from RefSeq and is a predicted model, not a curated record. Gene Ontology annotation, biological process: positive regulation of axonogenesis; activation of GTPase activity; small GTPase-mediated signal transduction.